AUGAAGUCGGUGUCGACGUGGCAAAUAUGCACACAUUAUGGGACGUUCAUGGUUAGGUCAGACAGACCUUCAACGUGGAAAGCUCGAAUGACUAGAAUAUUUCCUUCACCGUUAUGGAAAGGUAAACACUCAGGGUUUAAUUUUUGUGUGAUUUUUGAUUCAAUCGACAAGAUGUUGUUGCUUUUCGGCGCAAUUAUUUAUGCGUUUUCACACCAUUUCCUACUUUUAAAUUGCUCACAGGUGGACUCUAAUGAUCGCGAGCGAAUCGAAGAGUCGCGCGAAGAGCUUCACAAGAUGCUCAAUGAAGACGAGUUGAGGGAUGCAACCCUCCUUGUGUUUGCCAACAAACAGGAUCUUCCUAACGCUAUGAGCGCUGCUGAAUUGACGGAUAAAUUGGGCCUGCACAAUCUACGUUCGCGACAGCUUGAGGGUGGUAUAUCCAAGCCACUUGCGCCACCCAAGGACAUGGACUGUACGAAGGUUUGGACUGGCUCUCGAACCAACUCUCAAAGUCGUAAAUCACAUUCACUCAUCUUAACACGCAAAAUUGUGUCAUUGACUUGGUUAACGGAUCGUUACGAAUCGGGCUUCCAUUCCUGUGAUGAUCAUGUGGAUAAUGUCGUUCUUGACAUUGGAGAGGCAUUCGACGACGAUAACAAUGAGGCGCAUGCGAUGAUGAGAGAGGGCACGCAGGGUCGAUACUGCAUCGAUGAAAGUGCACAACUGGUUCUAGAGGUGCGAAUUCUUAUGGUCGGUCUCGAUGCGGCUGGUAAAACGACCAUAUUGUACAAGCUGAAGCUUGGAGAAAUCGUGACUACGAUUCCGACGAUCGGAUUCAACGUGGAAACGGUCGAAUAUAAGAAUAUUUCCUUCACCGUAUGGGACGUUGGAGGUCAGGAUAAGAUUCGUCCCUUGUGGAGGCACUAUUUCCAGAACACUCAGGGUUUAAUUUUUGUGGUGGACUCUAAUGAUCGCGAGCGAAUCGAAGAGUCGCGCGAAGAGCUUCACAAGAUGCUCAAUGAAGACGAGUUGAGGGAUGCAACCCUCCUUGUGUUUGCCAACAAACAGGAUCUUCCUAACGCUAUGAGCGCUGCUGAAUUGACGGAUAAAUUGGGCUUGCACAAUCUACGUUCGCGACAGUGGUAUAUCCAAGCCACUUGCGCCACCCAAGGACAUGGACUGUACGAAGGUUUGGACUGGCUCUCGAACCAACUCUCAAAGUCGUAA
Ostertagia ostertagi is the source of this 1227-nucleotide messenger RNA. NCBI's taxonomy places the organism in Eukaryota, Metazoa, Nematoda, Chromadorea, Rhabditida, Trichostrongylidae. The record is from the annotation of a GenBank genome assembly.